Cokeromyces recurvatus is the source of this 755-nucleotide messenger RNA. RefSeq lists its product as uncharacterized. The transcript is spliced from 4 exons. The record is from RefSeq and is a predicted model, not a curated record. Bases 40 to 753 code for a protein of 237 amino acids. Lineage: Eukaryota; Fungi; Mucoromycota; Mucoromycetes; Mucorales; Mucoraceae.
AUUAAUGUCUUGCGUUAUUUAAUAUUAUCUUUGUCAUUGAUGGGCGUUAGUUUCCAUUUUGGUCAGUGUAAAUUGCUCUCCAUAUAUCAAGAUAGGACAGGCAUACAAGGAUGGUUUACAGCAGGACAUUGGCAGUAUCUAUUAUGGUAUGUUGUAUUUAGUCUCUCUACUUUUAGUGCACUUGCAAUCUGUAUUCAUGCUACCUGUUGCAAACGAGCACAUAUCUUACGAGGCGAUAAAUAUCUUGGUCAUAUCAACAUUUUGAUGUUGAUGGCCAUUAUCAUCAUUCAUACAUUUUUCUCUGGUGGACAAGAACCGUGGACAGACGGUCUUGUCGAAUUUAAAAAACCUGCUAUGGGUCUUAACCUACAUUGUCUAUUUCUAUACAUAAAUAGAUGUCUUUUGAUAGAUGCUACUUAUGUUGUAUCUGCACUGUUAUGUGUUUCAUGGAUUGCUUUAGUUACUUGUACAUUUUUAACAAGACCGCUACAAAGGGUAUCUUCUAUUACUAAACUUCCAAAUGAGAAAAUAGUAAAUAGAAAUAAAGAGCAAGUAGAUCCAACAUUAUUUCUUUACAAUGAACCACCACCCGUUCCUCCUCAUAAAGAUGGCUAUCCUAUGGCAAAUCAUUCUGAUUUUUACUAUUGGCAGCAACAACCUACUACUCCGUACCAGCAGUCACUAUCUAGGCAUUAUGUUCCAGAUAACUAUAUAUUACCACAACAAUAUGACAAUUAUUCGUAUCACUAUUAACG